GUUGAGUCGCCUAGACCUGAACAUACCUGAACACUGAGCCGAUCUGAUCACAACCAAGUGAACCAACAUCCAAGCGUAGUCCAGGCUACGGCAACAAAAGUGCUCGGGACGUUUCCACAAGGGAUCAAACACGGGGACAAAUAGAAAGGCUUGCUACAUGUACAUGAUCCGGUCCGAUACACUUCCAAAAGGUGGAACUUCUGCAUCUAGCGCCACACAUUGACAAGUGCGGAAGUCAGACAUCUUUUAUCGAUUCAUCGAUCGAUCUGUUCAUCUGGCCCUCCGACGUACCAUCGUCCGUCCAUCCAUCCAACCAUCCAUCAAUCCUUCAUCAGUCCUGACUGACUGACUCCAGACAUUGCGGGAGCCAUACUCACUACAAGUCUACGAACUCACGUAAAACAGUCACAUCUCGACUCUGUCCGAGCUCAGUUUCUGUUUGAAGUUCAGUUGAGCAAGAGGACGCCGACGAGAACAACAUUGAGACUCUACAACAACAGCUGAUAAUUAUAAUUGUAAAAAUUAUAAUUGGUCCAUCAUAACCUCAACAGCAGACUUAUUAUAUACCAGUCUAAACACCUACAACAAAAAGCAAGAAAAAUGCCUUUUGACAUGGAUGACAACGGACGUGCUCCGAAACGCCAACGUACGGAGGCCUUAAAGCCCAAUCAUAUUGUUCUCAUGACUAUAAGAAACGCUCUUUAUCCCAUCGACGUCGAGGUGAUCUACAAGAUCUCUCACACUCUGGGUAGAGUCCAGAGAAUCGUAAUCUUUAGGAAAAACGGCGUUCAAGCCCUUGUCGAAUUCGAGAACGUCGACCAAGCCACUCGAGCAAAAAACGAAUUGGACGGCGCUGAUAUCUAUCAAGGAUGUUGCACUCUGAAACUGGAGUACGCUAAACCAUCGAAGCUGAACGUUUACAAGAACGAUAAAGACACUUGGGACUAUACCGGCAGCCUUGACGGCAAGGAGAAAGAUCCAGGACGCCAUAAGGCUGCUCUUCUAGGACCGCCCCCACUCACGACGAACAAUGGUUUUGCCGGACCUGGACCUUCUGGUCCCGGAGCAGGAGGUCCCCCGGCUUACAAUUCGUACGACGAAUCUUUCAAUAGGAAUCGUCAGCCCCCUGCAGGGCCUCAGGGCCGAAACGGAAACUACGGACAACAGGAAAGUGGGUUCGAUUACCAUCACGGGAAUUACGGGGGUUUACCUCCGGCCAAAGGUGGUGGUCAAUACGGGGAGCGUCGAGAGACCCUCCAAUACGAACGGAGAGGCGAGCGGUCCGAGGACUUCGGUUCGCCGCCUGUCGGAGGACCGCGGAGCGGCGCUCCGGGUUUCAACAGUCUCCCUCUGCCGAUGCAGAACGUCGGAUGUGUCUUGAUGGUGUACGGGCUGGCGCCGAGAAUUAAUACCUCUCACUUGUUCAACUUGUUCUGCCUUUACGGUAACGUGAUUCGCGUCAAGUUCCUCAAAUCGAAGCCCGGUUGCGCGAUGGUACAGAUGGGCGACGGGCCAUCGGUGGAGCGCGCCGUGCAGAACGUUCACAACGCGGUCAUCUUCGAUCAGACGAUCCAAGUGAAUUUCAGUAAACAGCCCUUCCUUCACGAGGAAGUGAAGGCGUACGACCUCCACGACGGUACACCUUCGUUCCGCGAAUUCAGUAAGAGCCGAAACAAUCGCUUCACGAACACGGAGCUUGCGGCCAAGAACCGCAUCCGCCCACCGUCGAACACAUUACAUUUUUUCAAUGCACCAAACGACAUAUCGGAAGAACGACUCAAAGACGUCUUCAAGAAAGAAGAUUUGACACCGCCGACGAAAAUCACCAUGUUCGAGAACAAGAACCUUAAGAGUCAGACCGGCAUGUUGGAAUUCGAGACCAUCCAACAAUCGACAGAAGCGCUCGUGAUCUGCAACCACGCUCCGAUUCAAAGUCCCUCUUCACCUUUCCCAUUCCUUCUGAAACUCUGUUUCACCUCAGGUAGCUAUCCGAAACAUUUCACCGAAGCGCAGCCUGGCAACGCAAUCGGUUCAGUCGUGAUGGAGAAAGACAUGUGAGGCACAUUCAGCGGUAGAGUUAGAUCGAACCCUUCGACGACGAGUCACUCGAAUUUUUCGUCCCACCCGCCUCCAUUCCCCCCUCUCGUCCACUCGAAUCGCAGUGCUCAUUGCCUCUCUCCGUUCUCGAACCGGCGUAGGAAGACAGUCGUCAACGUCAAGGUUCUGCGGACCCGAGACGAGUCGAAAUAUUUUGCCUGAGAGUCAAAUUGUUCAACUUUCAAGAAACGAUAUUAUUCGCGCGGAUCGAUCUCCUCGAUACAGCCCCGUGGCAUGCACUUCCCGCCCCUGGCUGCAAUACUUCAUCAUAUCGUAUCCUUCGAUUGGCGGGUAGUGAACAAUUCGGGGAAAUACUUAUCGGCAUAAAAAGUCAGGCGGAGGAAAAUGAUGCCCUCAGAGAGACUCAUAUUCACAUCAGUAGUGAACCACCGGCCAGGAGCCAUGAAACGCCGCAAAACAUUCGAUUUCAUUUCUAUCCAUUUUCCUGCAUUACAUUAUAUUACUUGAAGUCGUUGCAAUGAUCGUCAUCGUGAGAUCUCUUGAGAGUUAUGAUUAAUGGCUCUCAGUGUACAUGCCUACAUGUCAGUUUGUCUUUCUGUCUGUCCCUCGAUUAAAGUGUCUGUCCGUUCCUCUAUCUGUCAUGAAUGGAUCAAUUGGUGCAUUUCAAUAUAUUGAGUCCUUGUGCCUCUCGACGCAUGAGCACGAAAGGUUCGUCGAGAGAGAAACGAGAGUUCGUCGAGCAGAAAAUCGACUUUAUGAAACGCCGUUGCGGGGAUUCGAGAGGUAUAAAAUCUAGAUAGGAAGCAUCGAUCCUUCUGCUCUCUAUUGAAAAAUGAAUCA
Messenger RNA from Galendromus occidentalis (western predatory mite), 2898 nucleotides. It is a transcript of the gene sm, whose product is annotated as heterogeneous nuclear ribonucleoprotein L. Gene Ontology annotation, cellular component: nucleus. NCBI's taxonomy places the organism in Eukaryota, Metazoa, Arthropoda, Arachnida, Mesostigmata, Phytoseiidae. Bases 601 to 2058 code for a protein of 485 amino acids. Gene Ontology annotation, molecular function: RNA binding. The transcript is spliced from 2 exons. The record is from RefSeq and is a predicted model, not a curated record. Gene Ontology annotation, biological process: mRNA processing.